Messenger RNA from Alternaria atra, 3462 nucleotides. RefSeq lists its product as uncharacterized. The record is from RefSeq and is a predicted model, not a curated record. Bases 1 to 3462 code for a protein of 1153 amino acids. The transcript has a single exon. Gene Ontology annotation, cellular component: plasma membrane. NCBI's taxonomy places the organism in Eukaryota, Fungi, Ascomycota, Dothideomycetes, Pleosporales, Pleosporaceae. Gene Ontology annotation, biological process: protein localization to plasma membrane.
AUGAACGCAGCGCGGCAGGCGUGUCGCCCCAAGCACCAGGUCCUGGUUCUUAAAUGCUAUCCGAAAGUCCAGAAGAGCGAUGCCGAAGCAAAGGCCAAUUCGAGCGAGUUGAGCUACCUGCUCUUCUAUGCGAGCACGCGCCGCAGUAAGCUGCAGAAGGUCGUCGACUUUCUGGAUAAGAGGGCGACAAAGGAUGUGUGGAAAGUCAGGACGGGCAAUGUGCAGGUCACGCUGCAGAUUGUCAGGGCGCUGAUUGAGAAAUGUCCGCGCGAUCUUCCUCUGUAUGCUAGCGCUGUGCUGCAUAUCCUGCGAACGAUUCUCAACUCGAAUGACGUUACUAUGGUUGAGGAGUCUGUGCCGACUUUCGAAGCUCUAUGCGCGCAUCAAGAUCCUGCCGCUCUCGCAGCUGACCAGGACCAUAUCAAAAAGUAUGAGGAGAUUGUGCAGUUAUAUGCUCAAUUCGCGUCCAAGGAGACUGUCAAGACGGGCAAGGCACCAGUCAGCUGGCCCGUCGCAGUCAGAUAUCGAAAGGCUGGACUACAGGCGCUCAAGGCCGUUGCCUCGUCUGAGUCACUAGGGUCCGAGACAGGGCGUCAAUUGGGGGCCCUUAUACCAGUCAUACUCCUCAACGUACAUUCAGAAAGUGGCGCAUACCUCAAGCGGUUGGAGGUUCGGGAAGCCGCCAAGGGCGAACACGAGAAGGAGCUGGUAUUGCGACGGCGGCAAAGUGUGUCUACUGCGCGGACCGACGACGAAGACGGCGACCCGAUUGCGGCAUCUGGAACGACCGAAGAUGCGGACAAGCUUGCGGAAGAGGAGGUCGGAGUACUUGCGCUUCAGGCGCUGAGGAGCAUAUUCCAAGGUGUAACCCGAGGGCAACUCCGGCUUGCGACAUCAGCUGUGCUCAAAUUCAUUGGAUCACAUGUCAAGAGCUUACAGGAGGCUGCACCAAGCGAAAGUAGCCAUUGGGCAACUACACUCAUGGCCAUGAUCUGCGCAUGGGUCCCCGUACAGGACCGAUACACAAUCCUGGUAGGCGCAGUGGAAGCCCUGGUCCGUAGUCCAAUCGUGGAAGACGACCUCGAACGACAGCUGGUUCUGGCAACAAUCAUCGACUAUCUCCUAGCUUCGACGAUCAACUUCAUUGGACUCAGCGUCAUGGAUGUCUUGGUUGGGCUCAUUUCUCACUCAUUGCUACUCCUCCAGCUCGGCGGACCAGGGUCGAACAUUGUACCGCAUCAUCAACAGAUAACAUCUGUCAUGUCAGAGAAGGACGCCAGUAAUCAAUCGUCGAUGACCAAUUUAGACGCUGUAGUUACGGAGGUUGUCAAGAAGCCCUCUGAUGCGAGGUUGCAACUACUAGACACCGUGCAGAGAUGCAUGGCGGAUCUUGCGACGCAUGUAUACUACACUGACCAGAUCUCCGACAUGGUUGAAGCGUUACUUAGUCGCCUUAAGCCAUCGCGUCUCUCGAGCGUCUCGUCUACCGCCGAAGCAAUACAGAACCCUGAAGGCGCGAUAGAUGCCGUUGCAGAUUCCAUCAGUAUGCAAGAAAAGACGCAUGUAGAUCGGUUCUUCUCUUUCGAAACCGCACGUAUCACUGCUCUCGAUGCUGUCAAAGCUAUCAUCAAGACGGCAAAUGCCCGGAGACCAGACGGUUCAACUGCGACUGUGUCGCGGAGCAAGGUGGGUGUUAGUGUCUGGGAAGGCACACAAUGGCUCCUGCGAGACCCAAGUGGUCAGGUCAGGAAGGCUUACGUCGACGCGCUGAUUACUUGGCUGAACACGGAGAAAGACAAGGAAGACUUGAAGAUCGUGGAUAACUACCGGCGGAAAGAGAAAGAGAACGAUAAGAAUACACUGGCUAGACAUGCGGUCUCGAAUGCUUCAGCGAGAGAAAAAGUCUCUAAGCGAGGCAGGGACACAUUCUUGCCUUUGCUCCAUUUGGCUGUUUAUGAGAAUGCGCUUCAUUAUCUUAACUCUGAAGCUGAUUACCUGCUUCUUCACUUGCUGCUCACGACUCUGGUGAACCGGCUUGGAGUAAACGCAGCGAGGAGCGGAUUGCCAAUGAUUAUGCGGUUGCAAGAAGACAUCGUAACAAUCGAAGAUCCGGGUGCUAAGCUUCGCCUGGGAAGCUUGGUGCAUGGUUACCUCUGGGCACUCAGCAUAGCCUUGGACUUCGAGGUCUCUUCUGUCGGCCGCGCCCUUCACAAUGAGAUCUCUCGUAGAAGCAGCAAGGGCUUGUGGAUGAAGAGCAUACGCGUCCCACCCAUGCCCAUCGAGCUCAUAGAAACGCCACACUCAACGCCUGUUGCAAUCCCCUCGGAGAUUGUCGAAAACGAAGCCCUUAAACCGUUUGACAACCGCGAGGCUUUGGUCGAAAAAAUAUCGGAAGGUUAUUCGACUUCCCUAUACUCGCCUCCUUCUUCGCCACCUGGCUCACCUGGUCGUUCAGCAUCUAUAUCCAUCCCUACUAUCCAUCAACCAGCGCAACCCACAAACCACCAAAGCGCUCCAGAACUCCCUUUCAAAGUCCGGGAGGACCUCCUGUCGAACUGGACACGAGACGACUGUCUAGCUUCCCACACAAAAGACUCAUCAUCGGCCUCAAUCUCCGGGUCGAAGACAGGAACUCAUUACACCGCUGCAACGCAAAAGAACAACUUCCUCGGCGUCAACAUCCCCAACGGCAAUUUCGAUAGCAGUGGAGGCAGCUCACCAGCCCAAAGCCCUCGUCGUGCACACAGUAGACCUCCAUCCGCAGCCUAUGGCCUCGUAGGCCGUCUCUCUUCGCCUAACCGCAGCCGCAGUCCGGGCGGCACCACACCGAAUAGUUCCUCCUCCCUGCGCUCCACAGUCCGCGUCGACGAUUUACGACGUGCGUUGUCUACAUCGCAUGGUGGCGCCCCUCGAACAGGAUAUUCCCACCGCGCGCCGAGCCACCGGCAUCAUAAGAGUUCUUCUCGUUCUGAUCACGAUGCGAGUUCGACAAGUGAGAGCAUGGUUAGUGUGCAUUCGCUGAGUGAUGCGAGUUUUAUCACUACGGGGCCGGCGAAUUCAGAUUCCCCUACUACACCUGCUGCUACAUCCACUCCUAGACCGCAAACUGCUACGUCUAUGAAUUUCCCGGGUCAGUCGAAUGGAAGAGAGAGCACUUAUACGAUGGAUAAUCUUCCGCCUGUGCCACCUAUCCCUGAGGAUAUGCUUAAUGGUCAGAGCGACACCAGAGACUUUGCCGCAGGUUCAACAUCGAGACCGAAGACGGCGCCUAAUGGCGCAGUAAAGAAGUCGCGUAGUGUGAAGAGUGGAGUGAGUCGAGGGAGAAGUGGCGAUAGGAGGCGAGGGACGGGCUUGUCAUCAAGUAAACCCGACUUCUCGGGCUUUUUGGACAGCAUCGGGGUCGAGGAUGAUGAGGAUGAUCUGGAGAGUGUUGGGAGUGGUAUAAGUAAGGCACCGUACUAG